AAGGAAAUAAAUAAUAAAAUUGACCAUGAUUUGUUUUUCAAAGAAUUUAACGAUAAGAACGACGAAAAUGUUAUGGUUGUAAUUAACAUAAAAAAAAAAAAACCAAAGGGGUACCGAAGAUAAAAGUGCAAAUACACGAUAGUAAACGAACCGAAACUAAGGGUUUGAACUUGGAAAUACAAAAGCAAUGGCCAACAAAGGUGGAGCCGUGGUAAGAGCUGCGGAGAUGGAGAAGAUGAGUGUUGAGCAGCUGAAAAUGGUGAAAGAACAAUCAGAUCUAGAACUCAAUCUUCUUCAAGAUAGUCUCAAUAACAUUCGUACUGCAACUAAUCGUCUUGAAAUGGCUUCUACUGCUCUUCAUGAUCUUUCUCUUCGUCCUCAAGGGAAGAAAAUGUUGGUUCCGCUUACGGCGUCGCUUUAUGUUCCUGGUACUCUUGAUGAUGCCGAUAAAGUUCUAGUCGACGUAGGAACUGGUUAUUUUGUUGAGAAAACAAUGAUUGAAGGUAAGGAUUAUUGUCAACGCAAAAUCAACCUGCUUAAAUCGAAUUACGAUCAACUUGUUGAGGUUGCGUCAAAGAAAAAAGUUAUUGCCGAUGAAGCAGGAAUUGUAUUACAGGCCAAGCUAAAGCAGCUGGCAUCAAGUUCAUGAGCAUUUGCUUGCUUUGUUUGUGACUUGUGUUUUGUAAUUCUGGAUUAUGGAUUUCUAGAUGAUAGUUUCCAAUCUGUUUUGUGUAGUUGUACAUUUGCUUCUUCCACUCUUCCCUUAACUAGGUAAAGCAUUCCACACAUUUGUUACUCUGGAA
Molecule: messenger RNA, 803 nt
Organism: Amaranthus tricolor (Joseph's coat)
Lineage: Eukaryota; Viridiplantae; Streptophyta; Magnoliopsida; Caryophyllales; Amaranthaceae
Product: prefoldin subunit 5
Exons: 4
Coding region: 188-649 (153 amino acids)
Biological process (GO): protein folding; regulation of DNA-templated transcription
Cellular component (GO): prefoldin complex; cytoplasm
Source: RefSeq, a predicted model, not a curated record